AGCCCCGGGGCGCGCACGUGCCCCGCCCCGCGGGCGGCCGCGGACGGCGCGGAGGUCCAGCCCAGCCCGGCCCCUCUGCGGCGCUCCCCAGCGGCUCUCUCGGCCUCCUCGGCCUCACCCGGGACUGGCCUGGCGGAGGGCGCGGGCUGGGGCGGGGCGCGCUGCCUGUCAGCCGGGCUCGCCGCACUUCCUGCCGCGCUCCGCUUCGCCGCGCUCCAUGCCGCCCUACACCAUCGUGUACUUCCCCGCCCGAGGGCGCUGCGAGGCCACGCGCAUGCUGCUGGCUGACCAGGGCCAGACCUGGAAGGAGGAGGUGGUGACCCUGGACACCUGGCGCCAGGGCCCUCUCAAGGCCUCCUGUCUGUACGGGCAGCUCCCCAAGUUCCAGGACGGAGACCUCACCCUGUACCAGUCCAAUGCCAUCCUGCGGCACCUCGGCCGCACCCUGGGGCUCUACGGCAGAGACGCGCGGGAGGCAGCCCAGGUGGACAUGGCCAACGACGGCGUGGAGGACCUUCGCCGGCGCUGCAGCCAUCUCAUCCACCACAACUACGAGGCUGGCAAAGCGGACUAUGUGAAGGCGCUGCCAGGACACCUCAAGCCCUUUGAGACCCUCCUCUCCCAGAACCAGGGGGGCCAGGCUUUCAUCGUGGGCGACCAGAUCUCCUUCGCCGACUACAACCUGCUGGACUUGCUGCUGAUUCACCAGGCCCUGGCCCCCGGCUGCCUGGACGCGUUCCCCCUGCUCUCAGCCUACGUGGCCCGCCUCAGCGCCCGGCCCAAGCUCAAGGCCUUCCUGGACUCCCCCGAGCACGUGAACCGCCCCAUCAACGGCAAUGGGAAGCAGUGAGGCUGCUGCCCGGCGGGCCACGGGCCGGGGGACGCCGCCUUCCUUUUCCCAGGACCAAUAAAUGUUCCAAGACCGUGA
This is a messenger RNA of Condylura cristata (star-nosed mole), 928 nucleotides long. It is a transcript of the gene GSTP1, whose product is annotated as glutathione S-transferase pi 1. Gene Ontology annotation, molecular function: glutathione transferase activity. The transcript has 7 exons. Bases 218 to 850 code for a protein of 210 amino acids. Gene Ontology annotation, biological process: glutathione metabolic process. Gene Ontology annotation, cellular component: cytosol. Lineage: Eukaryota; Metazoa; Chordata; Mammalia; Eulipotyphla; Talpidae. The record is from RefSeq and is a predicted model, not a curated record.